AGGCUGAUGAGGAGGCGCGGGACGCGCAUCUAAUCAGGGAGCAGCCGCCAUGAUGGCGCGACCCGCUCUCAGCCGCCUCCUCAGCGCCUCCCAUCAGGCGCAGGGGCGGUGCCGCCCUCCUCCAUUUCCGAGGCGGCGGCGGGCGAGAUUUGAACCCUUUUAUUUCUGGGGCAAGAAAAGCUUGACACUCGAGAAACACUAUGAGGUUUCUCUGUAUCUCACUUUGUUUAUCCGUGAUUUGCUGGCUAGCUGAAGGUACCUUGUCAAAAACAGAUGCAAAGAAAGCUGCUACAAAAAAACUGGAAGAAAAGACACCGCAUUCUGAUAAAACUGUGCAGGACCGGGGACUGGUAGUUACAGAUCCAAAGGCAAAGGAUAUUAUACUGGAACACAGAAGCUACUGCUCCAGGAAGAUGAAGGAAAGACACUUCUCAGGAGAUGUUCUGGGAUAUAUUACUCCUUGGAACAGCCAUGGCUAUGACAUUGCUAAAAUAUUUGGAAACAAAUUUACCCUGAUCUCACCAGUCUGGUUACAAGUGAGAAGGAGAGGGAAGGAGAGGUUCCAGUUCACUGGGCUCCAUGAUGUAGAUAAAGGCUGGAUGAAGGAUGUCAGAAAAAACUCCAAAAACAUCAAAAUAGUGCCUAGAAUUUUGUUUGAUGGCUGGACUUACAAUGACUUUGAGAGUGUUUUUGGCAGUGAAGAUGAGAUAGAAGAGCUUUCCAAGAGUAUGGUUCUGCUAGCCGAGAAUGAAAAUUUCGACGGUUUUGUAGUUGAAGUUUGGAGUCAGCUGGGAAAUCAAAAGCAAAAGGAGUUGAUACACUUGCUCAUUCACCUUUCUGAAGCUUUGCAUGAAGCACAACUAAAACUCAUACUCGUCAUACCUCCAGCAGUUGCAGCAGGGACUAACCAGCCGGGAAUGUUCACAAAGAAAGAAUUUGAUCAGUUGGCCUCGGCAGUAGACAGCUUCAGUCUCAUGACAUACGACUAUUCAACACCACAACGACCUGGUCCAAAUUCCCCACUGCCCUGGGUACGAGCCUGUGUUCAAGUACUAGAUCCUGAUUCAAAAUGGAGAAAUAAAAUACUUCUAGGGCUGAAUUUCUAUGGCAUGGACUACUCUGCUUUGGGAGCCUUGGGGGAGCCAAUCCUCGGUACCAGGUACAUUGAAACCUUGAAGGAGCACAAACCAAAGAUUGUCUGGGAUGAACAAAUUGCUGAACACUACUUUGAAUACAAAAAAAAUAAAGGAGGAAAACAUGCCAUCUUCUAUCCAACACUGAAGUCCAUCCAGUUGCGCUUAGAGCUUGCAAAAGAAUUGGGCGCUGGUAUAUCCAUCUGGGAACUGGGACAAGGCCUGGAUUAUUUUUAUGACCUGCUUUAAAGUGAGAGAUGAUGUGGGAAAGACUUUUGCUUCACUGAGACUCCACCUUCAAUUAAUUUGAGUAUCCUGGAGAGGUGAUUUUAAAGACAUUUUUUGUAAUUUAUUUCAUAUCUGUGUUAAACUUGCAUUUUUUUCCCAAUAAAGAACUUCUUCUUGAUUUGCCACGUA
Molecule: messenger RNA, 1550 nt
Organism: Numida meleagris (helmeted guineafowl)
Lineage: Eukaryota; Metazoa; Chordata; Aves; Galliformes; Numididae
Gene: CHID1
Product: chitinase domain containing 1
Exons: 13
Coding region: 201-1382 (393 amino acids)
Biological process (GO): carbohydrate metabolic process
Cellular component (GO): extracellular region
Molecular function (GO): chitin binding; oligosaccharide binding
Source: RefSeq, a predicted model, not a curated record